Molecule: messenger RNA, 1704 nt
Organism: Fomitiporia mediterranea MF3/22
Lineage: Eukaryota; Fungi; Basidiomycota; Agaricomycetes; Hymenochaetales; Hymenochaetaceae
Exons: 14
Coding region: 543-1601 (352 amino acids)
Source: RefSeq, a predicted model, not a curated record
AUAUUGGUUGCUAUUAAUCAUACUCCACGUUCAACCAUUCUCUGCUUAUUGUAAAAUACUUCUUACUACAAUCGGUAUCGCGUCCCCGACGCACGUUGGAGUACACAUCACUUCUUCUCGCGCCACAUUCCGAGGUUUCGAUUUUAUCUUUGUGCCUCGUUCUCACGUCGCACACAAUGUGAACUGUGAAGGUAGCCACAGCAAGGUUGCUUCGAGGUUACGACGUCGCUGUUGUGCGGCAGGAGCUUUGUAAACUGUGAAUCGAAGGAUGAAGAUGCCAUCUUGACGUCUCGGCGCCAAAUACAAAGCAAAUAUAAUCCAAACUCAAACACGCCAAGUGAUUGAAUUUUGCAAGUCAAGGCUUUGAUAAACUCACUCCGUUGCUACAGAGUUCAUAUCAUUCCAAGCAUCAAGCCAUCAUUCAUAACGGUAUAACAGAUGGGUCUGAACGCCUCUUCACUCGCCUCUCGUCUCUCGUACUACAGAUCUCUACCACGCAUCCGCGUUACCCAUCUUUGUUGUAAUACGUCUCUGAAAACGCUAUGUCAGUGGCACUGACUGAUAAAGAGCGAGAGCAAGUAUACUUCUUGCUAGGCCCUUACGUCAUUGGAGCAUUUGCGGACUUCUUGUUUCAGGGCGUCCUCUUUGUUCAGUUUGCAAAUUACUUUUCAUGGUACAGGGACGACAAGAAGUUUCUGCGUCUCAGCGUUGCCAUUUUAUUUGUAAUGACAACGCUCAAGACAAUACAAUCCUUUGUAAUCGUCUGGGCAGCGCAGGUGGUCCAUUUUGCAGAUCUUACUGGGGCCAUUGCAUUAUCCUAUCAUAAAUGGUGGCUGGUCGGAAAUGGACUUAUGGUUGCUACUAUAGGCAUCUAUGUACAAUCUUAUUUCUGUUAUCGGCUUCAUGCAAUCACCCAAAAGAUGUAUCUUGUCAUUCUGAUCGCUGUAAUACUGCUGUUUGCAUAUGUUGCAAGCAUUUUGACAGUAUACUUCACUUUACAUUUUGACAAUAGAUUGCUUGGAGUUUGGUAUGCCUGUCAGCUAAGUUCUGUAUUUGUGGGCGACACGCUUCUCGCUGGAACAACUGCAUAUGCACUCCUCACUUCCAAAAGCAAGCACGGUCUAAAGCAAACAAAUGAUAUAAUCGACCGACUUGUGAGACUCACCUGGCAAACCAUCUUGCCCGCCUCUUUAUGUGCGUUUCUUAACCUCGUAUUUUCGCAAGUAUAUAGCGGGGAAGAUAAACUUGUCUCUUCUGGAUUCACGAUGGCACUUCCUAAACUAUAUGCGAUAUCAAUGAUGUGGACACUCAAUGCCCGUCGCUCGAUCCGCGUUUCGCGUCCUGACAUGAUUGUUUCGGACAAUGACGAACGAAGUGGGAGAUCGAGAAGAAUCCAACGAGAUGAAUUUGAGCUCGGCAGAGUUGGUACUCUGGGUCCAAUUCAUAUUCACACGGACAUUGAGACAACCCAAUUUGAAAGUGGUUCGGCAAACGAUACAGUAUUCUCAAUCACCAAAACCGCUGGAUCACUUAGGCGCAGUGACGAGCUGCCAGUGCAUACGUAUGAAGCGAGUAAGGAUUACAAGGAACAUCCUGUAUGAAUCUACUCCGUACCUUGCAGCAAACCAUACCAUCUUUUAUCAACCCUUUGUUUCAUAUUGCGGCUCGUGGACUUUAAUUAAGCUAUGUACUUCAUGUUGUUUG